AGUAAAAAUAUCAAAGCUUUAAAAAGAGGAAUCCAAUUCUAAAUGCAAUGUUGUCCUUUGGUUGAUAUUUACUGGAAAUGUAAGAAGUGGCCCUUUAAAUCAAGUGUUAGGCCUAUACAAGUGUACCGCUACCGCCGACUCAUUCUCUCUACUAAAGGAUCACUCAGUUAGAGCACACUGUAUUCAGUAUACUUAACCAAAAAAAAAAAAAAAAAAAAAAAACCAUUUUGAUACCACAACUAGCAGAAUUCAUUCAUUGCUUAAACACUUGCUACUGCACUGUAACAAAAGAAGAAGAAGAAGAAGAGAGAAAAAGUUAUAAUAUGAUGGGUAGCUGUUGAUUUGGAGAAAAGUUGAGACCCUUUAUGGUUCUUUCUUGCAAUGGAGACACAGAAUAAUAUAUCAGAAACCCUAGAGGAGGGUUCUGUGGAGUGCAAGCCAUUUCAAAAUGAAAACCUAGAUGGUAAAACCCUAGAAGAGGUUUCUGCUCUCUCUAGAUUAAGUGAGAGUUGUGCUGGUUCUAAGUUGGUCACCGAUAUACCGUUGAGUGAAUGUGUUGAUGUGCUCAAGAAGUUAGCAAAUGAGGGCGAUAAUGUUGAGUUAGAGGGAGUGGAGUUUGAGCAGAAGGUACUUGAUGGACGUGAUAACGCUGAUUUGGAGGGAGUUAAGAGUGAGAAGAAGCUUGAAAAUGUGGAUGAUUACAACGAUUUAGAGGGAGUUGAGGUUGAGAAGAAGUUUGCAGAUGGGGAUGAAAAUUAUGCGGGAGUUGAUUCUAAGGAGAAGCUAGUGGAUGGGCAGGGCGGAGUUAAGAGUGAGAAGAAUCUUGAAAAUGUGGACAAUUAUAACGCUCUAGAGGGGGUUGAGCUCGAGAACAAUUUCGGAGAUGUAGAUGAUGCUAUUGACUUAGAGGCUCUUGGCCUGGAGAAUGAGGGUGUUGCUUUUGAGAAUCUGAUGGAAGGAGACACUUUGAAACAUGAAACUCAGGCGUUGGGGUCGAUAAUUCCGGAGACUAACAAAACAAAAGAUGGUGAUGUACUGGGUGCUGAAUUUAAUGAGUCUCUGCUUAAUGGGGGUGAGGAGGUUGAUAUGGUUGAUGCUGCAGAAACAAAUUCAAAUGCGCAUGCAAAUGGUUCUCCGAGAGAGGUACAAUUCUCUGGAGAUGGUAUUUCUCUGACCGUGGAUGUAUUUGGUCCAUUGGAUGGUUUUUACCCAGUCCAUAAUUUGGAUGGACAAGUGCUGGGCGAUAGCGGUUCAGAUUCCAUGGUUUCCAUGAAAAAUGACAGCCCUAUGGCUGUCAAUGGAAAUGAAGCAGAAGUAGAUGCCAGUGAAAAUCAAGAACACAAUUUUGCUAUGGGUGACUUGGUAUGGGUAAAACUCAAGACUGACUUGUGGUGGCCCGGAAUGAUUUGUGAUCCAUCUACAUCGAAGGAUGCUGGGAAGUGUGAUAAUAGGGGCUUUUUCUUUGUUAAGUAUUUUGGCAACACUACUUCUGGUUUGUGCCAGCCGUUCCAGUUGAAGCCCUUUCUAGAUUAUUUUGAACACAUGUCUCGCCAGAAUAAGUCUAGAAGCUUUUAUGGUGCAAUAGAGAAGGCUUUAGGUGAGAUUGGUAGGCGUGUAAAACAGAAGAUGACCUGUUUUUGUUUUUCAAAAGAAAAUCAAGUUGCUGCUCAAAAUCUUUCAAAAGAAAAACAUAGUGUUUUUUCGGCAUCUCAAUUUGAGCCUGCAAACCUUCUCAACUUCAUUAGAUUACGUGCUUUGGAUCUAUGUAGCCCAGGUAGUAUUGAGUUUACAGUCAAUGAGAGUUACCUAUCAGCCUUUAACUGUUCAAUGGGUCAUAAGCAAUUGCCUGUCUAUAAACUCAGACCAACAAAUAUUGCCAAAGAUAUCAGUAAUGGCCAGCUUUGUAGUGGUGAUAGUGUCCUUAAGAGCUGUAAAAGUGAUUCUGAUGAUCGUAAAACAACUGAGGUGGAGAUGUCUGGCUCAUUAGAAUCUCCUAGAGGUAUGGGGAGCAUGAUAUCCUGUUCAGAAACUGCAAACGGAAGUGCUGGAGGAAAAUCUGAAAAAGGAUUUGAGUCGAGAGAACGGAAGAAGAGCAAGUACCUAUCAUAUCCUUAUGUGAACAGCUGGAGCCGUAAGAAUUCACUUGGUCAGGAAGAAGAUGAAACUGAAGAUCAUGAGGGAAUUUCUCUUGGUGGAAUAAAGAGCUCUUCUGGUCCAUCUAUGGUCGCCACUCCAAUUGGUAAAUGCAGUAACUCACUAAGGAAACCAAGAAAAUCUGUUAAUUUCAAUGGCAUUUGCCAUAGCAAUGUUGGGUUUGCCGCUGCUUCUUCAGCAGAAGUGCUCCAAGAGCUCCGUCUGACAGCUCUUGAUUGCUUCUCUCCUAGUCAAAGUACGUUUUCCAUUCCAAUUAAGGAAUUUUAUUUAAGUUUUAGAAUAUUCAGAAAUCCUGAAGUUGAAGUUCAGAUGGAUGAUAUAAAUGAAGCGACUUUAGGGUGUCAGGAAACUUUCGAGUCUCCACUGGGUACAAAUGUAUCUGAUAAUCAAGUAAAAGAACACCUUCCUUCUAGUGCUUUCCCCAAGAAGAGAGGUAGAAAGAAAAUUGAAGAUAUAAAUGCAACUGCCCUUAUUGGUUCUGUAGAGACGGGAGCCGAUUCACUCAAAAAAGGAAUAGUUGGCAGAAAGAAAAAGAAGACGGCAACUGCAGCUGUGGUUCAUCAUGAGAUUGGGGUUUUGGGUGGACUACCAGACUUGAAUGGAAAUAAUGCUGGCUUGUCAGUUGAAAAUAUGCAGGUUAUAGGUCCUGCCCCUACUCAAGGUAAACUUGAACCUAAGAGGAGGAAGAGGAAGAAGGAAGAGUUGGUUUCUGAGAUUGGUGUAUUGGGUGGACUACCAGAUUUGAAUGGACAAGUCACCGAUCCCAACUUGAAGGGAAAGGACUUUGCAGAAUUGAGUUCAGUCACAGUUCAAGAUAAACCCAAGCGUAAGAGGAGGAGAACCACUAAAUCUGCCAUCGGGAUACCCAAUCCUAAUGGAGAUCAUAAUACCCUUCUGCUUAACUUUGGAUUGGGUUCCUCAGUGCCUUCUAAAGAAUAUAUCACUGCUACAUUUUCCAGGUUUGGUUCAUUAGUGGAAUCCAAAACGCAGUUUCUAGAUGAUUCCACUGCCCAGGUUGUCUUUGUAAAUGAUUGUGAUGCUAUAGAAGCCUUACAGAAUUUACAAAGCAGAAACCCGUUUGGACCUGCCCUUGUCAGUUAUCGCCUCCGACAUGUUUCAACUUCUAAUAACACACACAAGUCACUGCUGCCCGCGGAUGUACUCAAGCCCCUAGCUGCACUUUCUGGAGCUUUACCUUCAAAUGGAGAAGGACCUGAUCUUGUCGUCAUAAAACAGAAUCUGGAGGCAAUGACAACAAUGCUUGAGAAGGCUGGUGAUAAUAUUUCCCCUGAGAUGAGAGCCAAGUUGGAAAGCGAGGUGAAAGGCUUCUUGAAAAAGGUAAGCUCCAUGGUUGGUUCUUCCUCGUCUUAGCUGAUAAUAAAUGUAGUAGUUGUAUCUAAUUAAUUAGGAUUUUUAUGUGAUGCUAGCGACUACUGUUGAGAACAUUGUUUGGUAUUUCCCAUGUUUUUAUCUUCUUCCUUCACUACUGUUGAUUCUCAGUAGAACUUACUGGACGUUCCCGUUACUGUGUUGUAAUGUGGAGUUGUAUGUACUUGUAACUUUCAACCAAGCACUUUUUAGUAAUCAAGACGGAGCAUGACGCCACUCUAUGCUCCUCAGAUAGCCUUACCCUGGUUACUGUCCUAA
Nicotiana attenuata is the source of this 3801-nucleotide messenger RNA. RefSeq lists its product as uncharacterized. Gene Ontology annotation, molecular function: nucleic acid binding. The transcript has 2 exons. NCBI's taxonomy places the organism in Eukaryota, Viridiplantae, Streptophyta, Magnoliopsida, Solanales, Solanaceae. Bases 382 to 3525 code for a protein of 1047 amino acids. The record is from RefSeq and is a predicted model, not a curated record.